Molecule: messenger RNA, 414 nt
Organism: Dentiscutata erythropus
Lineage: Eukaryota; Fungi; Glomeromycota; Glomeromycetes; Diversisporales; Gigasporaceae
Source: the annotation of a GenBank genome assembly
AUGUUGCAUAACCGUGUAUCAACACCUAUAAAUUUGAGCAAACAUCUUUACAAACGACAAUUCUCUAGUUUAACCAAUAAUACAACUUUAAUCACAUUGAUGAUAGUUACCGCGGCAAUACUUGGAUUACUUUUAAUUUUUGUAAUUGCGAUUGUUCUUUAUCGACAAAGAAGAAACCAGAGACGUAUUUCAGACUCGAGACUGAAGCCAUUGCAACUUGUCCAAAAUGAACCUUUAUUGAGACAUGGAAAAUAUAGUAAUAGUAAAAGCAAUAAAUUUAAAAAGGACAAUCGUUAUAGUCUUCCGGCUACAAAGUCUAAUGCCGCAGUAAAUGUUAGAAAAUUUGAAAUAAGAUUGAGUAUGCCAGUGGAAUUGGCCAAACCUAUUAAAGAAUACACAACGGUUCAGCUCUAA